CUCAUCUGUAGAGUAAACUAUAACGCAUUAUAUUAUUAACAUAGAUGAAAAUAAUUGUUUAUUGUGAUGGAAGAAACAUACAGACCAUGCAUUAAUAUUGAUUCUGGCGAUGAAAUCGUUAUUUCAGGUAUCGCUGGUAGAUUUCCAGAUUCAAAUAAUAUGAAUCUUUUACAAGAAAAUCUAUUCAAUAAAGUUGAUCUUCUUAGAACAGAUCAUGGCCGAUGGAAAAUGGAGCAUCCAGAUUUACCACAACGGAUGGGAACAAUUAAUAAUAUAGAAAAAUUUGAUGCUGAUUUUUUUAACGUAUGCUUCAAGCAAGCACACACGCUCGAUCCUAUGACGAGAAUAUUAUUGGAACAUACUUAUGAAGCAAUUGUCGAUGCUGGGAUCAAUCCAAAACAAUUGCGAGGAAAAAAUACAGCCGUGAUCAUAGGAACAAGUUUUCUGGAAUCGCAAGAGAGAUUUGUGUAUGAGAAUCUUCAGGUAGACGGUCUAGGCAUUGUGGGAUGUAACAAAUCUAUAGUAGCAAAUAUGCUUUCAUAUAUUUUGGAUUUGAAAGGGCCAUCUUAUAUAGUCGAUACGGCAUGCAGCUCCUCUGUUUAUGCCAUAGCUCUUGGUUAUCGUGAUAUCAUGUCAGGUCGAUGCGAAGAUGCCAUAAUUGGAACCUCACAAUUAUGCAUACAUCCCACCGUAAAUCUGCAAUUCUUUCAUCUUGGUGCUUUGUCACCCGAUGGUUGCUGCAAACCUUUUGAUAUUGCUGCUAGCGGAUAUUCGCGUAGUGAAACCUUGUCUGUGCUAUAUCUUCAGAAGGCAAAAAAUGCUAAAAGAAUUUAUGCUACAUGUAAACAUAUUAAAAUUAAUAGCGAUGGUUACAAGGAAGAAGGAAUAACGUUCCCAUCGACAUAUAUGCAAAGCAUUUUAUUGACAGAGGUGUACAAGGAAUGCGAUAUAUUACCAUCUUGUCUAGAUUACAUAGAAGCACAUGGUACCGGUACUAGAGCUGGCGAUCGUGAAGAAGUCAAUGCUAUCUAUACUGUUUUAUGUAAGAAUAGAAAAACUCCGUUGAUGAUCGGCUCUGUAAAAUCCAAUCUUGGUCACGCUGAACCUGCCAGUGGUUUCACUCAGAUCGCUAAGAUAAUAAUAGCAUUCGAAACCGGUUUUAUUCCACCAAACAUCAAUUAUACAUCACCACGAGAUGAUAUAGAUGCUCUUGUAAAUGGAGCCAUACAAGUGGUUACAGAAGCAAUACCACUUAAGAAUGGAUACAUCGGCAUUAAUUCUUUUGGAUUUGGGGGAUCCAAUGCUCAUAUGUUAUUAGAAUGGAAUACCAAACAGAAAGUUAACAACGCAACACCGGACAAUGGUUUGUCAAGACUUGUGAUAUUGUCUGGACGCACCGAAGAAUCAGUAAAUUCGUUUCUAAAUGAUGUUGCUAACCAUUCGACAGAUGUCGAAUAUAUUCGUUUAUUACACGAUAUAUAUGCAUAUAAUAUAGAGGAUCAUCCAUGGAGAGGAUAUAUUAUAUUGAACAAUUUGCAACAAAAUUCAAUAAAGGAAAUCCAAAAUAAUGGGAAUUUAAAAAGACCUAUUUGGUUUAUAUUCUCUGCCUUGGGCGCGCAGUGGCCAAAAAUGGGUCAAGAUUUAUUAAAAUUUGACUCCUUUGCAAAUGCUAUAAAAAUAUGUGACGCUACUUUAAAAUCAUAUGAUAUAAAUAUUAUGGACAUUUUGUUAAAGCAAGACGGAAAAGAAUGCCAAAGCAGUUUACACACAUUUAUCGGCAUCGUUGCCAUUCAGAUUGGAUUGGUAGAUCUUCUAACAUCUUUAGAAAUUAAUGCAGAUUACAUGAUUAGUCAUUCGGCUGGUGAACUUGGUUGUGCAUAUGCGGAUAAAUGUCUAACUAUUGAACAAACUAUUUUAUCGGCAUAUUUUAUUGGUUUAGCCUGUAUCGAAGAAAAUGUGAUUCACAGCUCCAUGGCAGUUGUGAAUCUUAAUUAUGAAUCCCUCAAAAAUAUAUGUCCAGCAAAUAUUGAAAUAGUGUGUCACAAUAGCGAAAACAGUAAUAUUGUAACUGGACCCAUAAGAUCCAUAAAAGAAUUUAUUAAAAAAUUACAGAUUAAUAAUAUUAACGUGAAAGAAAUCUCUUGCGAUGUACCAUAUCACAGUCAUUACCUCACACCCGUGGAAACUCAACUUUUAUUUAAUUUGAACAAAGUAAUACCACAACCGAAAAAGCGAAGUCCAAGAUGGAUCAGUACUUCUGUACCUUGCAUCGAGUGGUCCAAUACGGCAACAAAAUUAUCUUCAGCAAACUAUCAUACGCAUAGUAUAUUAAAUACUGUUCUCUUUAAACAAGCAACGAAGUUAAUCCCAAUUAACGCCGUGACUAUCGAAAUUGCACCGGAUAGUAUCCUACAACAUAUUUUGAAAGAAUCCUUACAUCCAGAAGUGACGAAUAUCGUAUUGACUCAGCGCACUGAAAAUGUCACCAAUGUAACUAUGCGAGGAAUUGGAAAACUUUACAAUUGUGGCUUACAGCCGCAGAUCGUUAACUUAUAUCCACCAGUGAAAUUUCCAGUUAGUCGAGGAACUCCUAUGAUCGCUCCAUCUAUCAGGUGGGAUCAUUCUGAAGAUUGGUUUGUGGCAACUCAUCAAUCGCAGAGGUCUAUACAAUCCAAUGAAAGACACAUCGAAAUCAAUCUCAGUAAUGAGGACUACAAUUAUAUGAGUGGUCAUGUAAUCGAUGGAAGAAAUUUACUACCAGCGACAGGAUAUCUUGCGCUUGUUUGGGAAACUAUCGGCAUGAUGGAAGGAAAAAUAUAUACAACUAUGCCGAUAAUAUUUCGAGAUAUAAGCUUUAUUCGUGCUACUCAUUUAUCAAAUAACAUUGUAAAAUUGACAAUUACAAUACAAAAAGAAGGCGGAAAAUUUGAAAUUAUUGAAGGAGAUAGCGUUGUAGUAACAGGUAUAGUACAUACUAUAUCGAAUCCAGAACAAGAAAUGAUUCCAAACAACCUAUUGCCGAAGAAUGAUAAUGAGGAAGAACAUAUAACUGCUCGAGACAUUUACAAAGAAUUAAAAUUACGUGGUUAUCAGUAUAGUGGCUGGUUCCGUGGAUUAAAAAGCGCAUCUCUUUCAUGCAACAAAGGACAUAUUGCUUGGACAAAUAAUUGGGUGACGUUUAUGGAUACUAUGCUACAACUGCAUAUUCUUGGAUAUGAUACUAAGAACUUAUAUGUUCCUACAAGUAUUCAAAAAUUAGUGAUCGAUCCUGCGCUUCACUCAUUAAAGCUGCGGGAUAUAACAGAAGAUAAUAAACAAUUAUCAAUACGAAUAUACAAAGAAAUAGACACGAUUAUAUCUGGCGGAAUAGAGAUUCGAGGUGUUAAAGCUACUAUGAGUUCUCGCCGGAAAUUAAUCCAGGAUCCCGUUAUUGAAGAACACAUAUUUGUAGCUCAUCAUGAUCGUGCGAAGAUUUCUUUAGGCGAAACGAUCCAAAUAUCGGUGCAGCUUGCGUUGGAAGAUCAUCAGAACAUUAAAAUAAAAGCCAUUGAAUUAGUUGAAGAUAUCGAUAAUGUAACAUUGGAAGAAUUAUCAUCUCCGCUGUUAAUUAAAGCUUUUAAUGAUAUGCCACUACACAUACAGGCAAAUGUCACUUUAUUAACAUCAUCGAGUCGUUUCAGUUCAGAAGAAUUGCCACAAAAUGUUACAAUCGCAGAUUUAAAUGCAUCUUUAGAUGAUAAAGUGUUAAUAGCUGUUGGAUUCAAUCUUUUGACGAAACAAAUCUCGUUAGAAAAACUUUUACCACUCAUAAGAGAAGGUGGAUAUCUGUUGACACGCGAAAAGUACAACAUAAUUAACUAUGAAAAAUAUUUGCAACAAUACGAAUUAAAUAUUAUUCUUGAAAAGCGCACUGAUACGGAAGUAAUUAUACUUUUGAAGAAAAAAGUUGAGAUAAAAAGGACGACUGUUGUCUAUAUAGAUAAUAACAAUUUUAAUUGGCUCCAAAAACUAAAAUUACUUUUGAAUGAUGAGAAUCAACUUGUUAAAGACAGUAGAAUCAUAAUUGUUGGAGAAAAAGACUUUGAGUGCGGUUUGCUAGGCUUCGUUAACUGUUUGAGGAAAGAGUUAGGCGGCGAAUUUGUUAGAGGUGUACUUAUUCAAGAUCAGAACGCUCCUAAAUUCUCUUUACAAAAUCCCUUUUAUAUGCAACAAUUACAAAAAGACAUGACUAUUAAUGUUUUGCGCUCUAAUAAAAUCUGGGGAUCUUACAGGCAUUUACAAUUACCGCGUCCAGAAGCCCAACUUGUAUCUUCCGCUUAUGUUUGUCAAAUGGUUCGUGGUGAUCUAAGUACAUUUUGUUGGAUGGAAAAUGAAAUAUCUGAUUCUCGGGUCGAAGAUUUGAUACGUAUAGUUUAUUCGUCUAUCAAUUUCAGAGAUGUAAUGUUAGCUACUGCGAAAUUAAAUUCAUUGCCGACCGCAAUGUCGCAAGAACGAUUUCAAAGUAUAUCUCUUGGAUUGGAAUAUGUAGGAUUCGAUACCAAUGGACGUCGCGUAAUGGGACUUCGUGAUAACAAAUGUAUAGCAAACAUCGUUGUGAAAGACAAAGAUUUAUGUUGGAACAUACCUGAUACAUGGACAUUUGAAGAUGCUGCUACAAUCCCAUGCGUUUAUAGCACGUGUUACUUCGCUUUAUAUAUUUAUGGGAAGAUGAAGAAAGGCGAUAAAAUACUUAUACAUUCCGGUACUGGAGGCAUUGGACAAGCAGCUAUUCACCUAGCUCUUAACGAGGGAUGCGAGGUGUUUACUACCGUAGGUACAACUGAAAAGCGAGAAUUUAUUAAGAGAACGUUUCCGACUAUUACGGAUAAGUAUAUUGGAAAUUCUCGAGACACCAGUUUCGAACAAAUGAUAAUGUUGCAAACAAACGGUUAUGGCGUGGAUAUCGUGUUAAAUUCGUUGUCAGAAGAAAAACUAAUUGCAUCCGUUCGUUGUCUAGCACGAAAUGGUCGUUUCCUGGAGAUCGGCAAAUUCGAUCUUGUUUCUAACAAUCCUUUAGAUAUGAUCAUGUUUCAAAAAGGUAUUAGUUUUCAUGGAAUUCUAUUAGAAAAUAUAUUUCUGGGUUAUCACAAGCAUAAGUCUCUAGUAUCCAAAAUGAUGGCUAACGGUUUGAAAAAUUUGAUCAUUAAACCACUUCAGGUGAAAGUUUUUCCAAAAUCAGAAAUUGAAGCGGCUUUCAGAUACAUGUCAAGUGGGAAACAUAUAGGAAAGAUAAUUUUAAAGAUUCAGGAGGAAGAUCAAUCUUUGAACGAACUGGUUGUUGCACAUCGUUGUUACUAUUGUCUCAGUAAUAGAAGCUAUAUUAUAUUAGGAGGUCUAGGUGGAUUCGGUUUGGAGUUAACCGAUUGGCUAAUACUACGAGGCGCUAAAAACGUCGUGCUGAUUUCGCGAACUGGGAUAAAAAAUGGUUAUCAGCGCAUGAAACUUCAAUUAUGGAGAUCUUACGGUGUAAAUGUGAUUAUUAUGAAAAAUAUCGAUACGGCCAACCGUGAUGAUUGCGAAAACCUUUUGCGAACUGCGGAAAAGAUAGCACCGGUGGAUGCGAUAUUCAACCUGGCCGUAGUGCUGAAGGACAACAUUUUGGAAAAUCAAACCAUCAAUACCUUUACGGAAUCCUUCAAAUCGAAGGCCUGGGCAACGCAAAUGUUGGACAAGCUGUCUAGAAAAAUCUGUCCUAAACUACGGCAGUUUGUAGUGUUCUCUUCCGUUUCUUGCGGUAGAGGAAACACUGGACAAACUAAUUAUGGCAUGGCUAAUUCCGUCAUGGAGAGAGUGUGUGAGAAAAGGGCGAAGGAUGGAUUACCUGGACUGGCGAUUCAGUGGGGAGCUAUAGGUGACGUAGGUCUUGUCGCUGAUAUGCAAGAAGAGAAUAAGGAACUCGUUAUCGGCGGUACUUUGCAACAAAAGAUAUCUAGCUGCCUUAACGAACUCGAUACAUUUUUACUUCAAAACCGACCAGUCGUAAGUAGCAUGAUUGUAGCCGAGAGAAAAAUAAAAUCUUCCAGAUUUUACAAUAUGAUUGAAACUGUUGCUAAUCUUUUAAAUGUAAAGGACAUGAAAAAGAUAAGCCAAAAUACAUCUUUAUCUGAGCUUGGAAUGGAUUCUAUGAUGGUUGUGGAAAUUAAGCAAAUCUUGGAACGAGAAUGUGAUAUCUUUUUUACUAUGCAAGAAAUACGGAAUCUUACUUUCGCAAAACUUAAUGAGAUUUCCAAUGCAAACACUGAUUAUAAGAAUACGCAAAUUGAAAAUUCAAUCGAUAGAAAACAAAAUAUUGCGAACUUAUUCGGCAUUGUGGAAGACAAAGAUUUUAUGACGAAAGUUUGUUUAGAUAUCUUUAAAAAAGAAGAAGAUACGAUCCAAGUAUUUCUUAUACCGGGAAUCGAUGGCUGUGUAACUGUAUUUCAUCACUUGGCAUCAAACGUUAAAUUUUCGAUGACAUCCUUGCAAUGUAACACAAACAAUAUUAACACUAUGAACACACUAUCGGAGACGGUUGACUAUCUUCUCGAGCACAUAUCCUCAAGAUUGAAAGAUAGAAGAAAUUUUGUAAUGGUAGGAUAUUCUUUCGGAUCUAUCAUCGCAAUUGAAUUAACAAGAAAAUUGGAAACUAUGAAUUUUAAAGGACGACUUGUACUUAUCGAUGGCGCUCCGGAUCAAGUGCAAAUGAUGUACAAACAUUAUGUAUCAAAUUCCAGCGACAUAGAACUUCAAAAUGAUGUUUUAAUUACUAUUAUGGAAAUGUAUAAAGCAGGAUCCAGUGAAAAGGUUCUACAGGAAUUGAAGAAAUAUAAAACUUGGGAGGAGCGCUUUAAUAUUUUUGCCAAACAUUUUUUAGCAAUAAAUACAUUACUUUCACCCAUAAAUCUGAACACGUUCUGUACAACGGUGUAUAAACAUUUAAUCAUUGCUCGACAAUAUAAUCCUUCUACAUUACCGCGUAUUAAAUCACCCAUAAUGUUGCUAAAAGCUACAUUGUCAUAUGUACAUAUGAAUGAAGAGGAUUAUGGUCUGCACAAGAUUACUCAAAACAAAGUGGAGGUACAUGACAUCGAGGGUAAUCAUUUGACGAUCUUGAGAAACGAGAAAGUGGCAGCUAUGAUUAAUGAGAAACACUAUGAUUAUAUUAAAUAAUUCACUGAUAUUAAAAUAAGAGAUUUUUAGACAAUCGUCUACGGGCAAUUAAGGACAUAUUCGGAUGAAAUAUUUGGUGACAUUUUGUCAAUAAAAAUAUCAUUUUAUUGAUAAUAUAUUGGUCGAACAUACACAAAAAGUUUACAAUAAACAAUAUGUAUUAAAUAUGUAUUAAAAAUCAAUCGAUUGAUUGUAAUCAACUAUGAGGUAUUUUAAUAUAUUGUUCUGUGUCGAUUUUUAUGUAUGUUCGAACAACUUAUUACCAAUAAAA
Molecule: messenger RNA, 7459 nt
Organism: Camponotus floridanus (Florida carpenter ant)
Lineage: Eukaryota; Metazoa; Arthropoda; Insecta; Hymenoptera; Formicidae
Product: fatty acid synthase-like
Exons: 20
Coding region: 67-7188 (2373 amino acids)
Biological process (GO): fatty acid biosynthetic process
Molecular function (GO): 3-oxoacyl-[acyl-carrier-protein] synthase activity; fatty acid synthase activity; oxidoreductase activity
Source: RefSeq, a predicted model, not a curated record